Molecule: messenger RNA, 2538 nt
Organism: Sitodiplosis mosellana (orange wheat blossom midge)
Lineage: Eukaryota; Metazoa; Arthropoda; Insecta; Diptera; Cecidomyiidae
Exons: 1
Biological process (GO): DNA integration
Molecular function (GO): nucleic acid binding
Source: RefSeq, a predicted model, not a curated record
AUGCGUGAGGUAGUACAUUAUCACCCGGACGCCCAUUACCUACCACACCAUUGUGUGUUCAAAGAUAGUACUACUACAAAAUUGAGAGUAGUCUUUAACGCAUCUCAAAAAACGGCAAAUAAGAAAAGUUUAAACGAUCAAUUUCCAAUUGGUGCCAUUGAUCAAAAUGAUCUGACCACAAUAAUUCUCCGUUGGCGUCGCCAUAAAAUUGCCUUCACGGCCGACGUAGAAAAAAUUUACAGACAAAUUCGCGUCGAUGAAUCUCAAACUCACCUCCAAAGAAUUUUGUGGAGAGAAUCACCGGAUCAACCAAUCAAAGAAUUUGAACUCAGCACUGUAACAUACGGUACUGCAGUUGCACCAUUUUUGGCAACACGCACAUUAAAGCAACUUUCGAUCGACGGUUCCAAUGAAUUUCCAAUAGCGUCUCCUGUACUAAGGGAGGACUGCUACAUGGAUGAUGUGUUAUCAGGCGCAGAUAGCGUCGAAGAAGCAGCAAUGCUAUCCGAGCAAUUGACCGAUUUAAUGAAAUCAGGUCAAUUUCGUCUGCGAAAGUGGUCCAGCAAUUCACAUGAAUUAUUGAAUCAUAUUCCGAAAGAAGAGCGGGAAAUAAAUUCCAUUAACGGUAUAACGAAAACGCUUGGUAUUUGUUGGUCGACAGACAGCGACGAGCUCGCAAUCAACGUAUCGUUAGAUUUGGAUGCUGUACCUCGCACUAAACGACAGCUCACGUCUGAAAUUGCCUCGCUCUAUGACCCGUUGGGCUAUAUUGGGCUACAAGAGUUUGUUGACGAGUGGCAAAAAGUUAAAGCAGAAAUGAAAUUCAUCGCCGAUUUGCGAAUUCCACGCUGGGUGAAUUGUAGCCGGUCAGACACCAUCGAAAUGCAUGGAUUUUCCGAUGCAGCCGAGGCCGGAUAUGCAGCGGCAAUUUAUAUUGUCAAUCGUACACGGUACACAGCGCAUUUGUUGGUUGCAAAUGCCCGUGUAUCUCCAAUAAAAGAAGACAAAAACAAUGAAAAUGGUACAAUUCCGCGUCUUGAACUUUGUGGUGCACUACUCUUGGCACAAAUGACGGAAAAAAUGAUUAAAAUUUUGGACAUCAACUUCAGUCGAAUCUGCUUGUGGUCCGAUUCGAGAAUCGUUCUCGAUUGGAUCCACGCCAAUCCAAAGAGAUAUAAAACAUUUAUUGGGUCAAGAAUUGCAAAAAUCAAUAAGCUCGUUGAAAAAGAUUGGUGGUCACAUGUACGUUCCGAGGACAAUGCGGCUGAUUGUGCAUCGCGUGGAAUCUCACCAGCGGAAUUAAGCACACACUCAUUGUGGUGGAACGGUCCGAGUUUUCUUGUGAAUGCGGCUCUGGAACCACCGCGAUAUAAACCAAAACUCGAAUUGCCAGUUCUCGAGGCUGCUGUUAAUGUGUCCAAAUUGGAUGAAAAAGAAAAAUUUACGCUGCCCGAGUCAUCAACAUAUGAAAAAUUGAAACGAGUAAUUGCUCUUUGUCAACGUUUCUCGUUCAAUAGCAAACCCAAAAAUAAAAACAAACGAACUGGCAUAUUAACUGCUGACGAGCUCGAAUGUGCUGAAGCGGCAAUUAUAAAAAAUGUGCAACAAGAAAGUUUCGCCGAGGAAAUCAAAAUGUUGGGCACAGGGGGUGAACUCAAAAAUACUAACGCAUUGUUGAAACUGUCACCAUUUUUGGACAGCAAACAAGUAUUGCGAGUUGGCGGUCGCUUGAAAAACGCUGACCUACCCUACGAAGCGAUACAUCAAAUGCUAUUGCCAUCGAAACAUGCUGUAACAGCAUUAAUAAUAAAAAGCGUACACUUGAACUGUUUACAUGGUGCACCCAAGCUAACUGAAGCAGUAUUGCGACAAAAAUUUUGGGUGCUAAAUAGCCAACGCACAAUAAAGGCGAUAAUUCACAAGUGUGUUGAUUGUUUUAAAGCAGCACCAAAAACAAUGCAUCAAUUUAUGGCUGACUUGCCAGAAAAACGUGUAAAUAUUUCCGAAAAACCAUUCAUUAACACAGCUGUCGAUUAUACUGGCGCGAUUCAAGUCAAAUUGAUGAACGGUCGUGCGUACAAAACAAAGAAGGCAUACAUUGCUAUCUUCGUAUGCAUGUCAACGAAGGCGAUUCAUGUCGAAGUAGUCACGGACAUGACUGCUGAAGCAUUUAUUGCCGCGUAUCGUCGCUUCGUCUCUAGACGUGGUAUAGUGAAAAAUCUUUACAGCGACAACGGUACAAACUUUGUUAAAUCAAAUAAAAUCUUGUGCGAAAAUAUGAAUGAUCUUGAGGACAAAUACGACGAGGCGGUUUGUAAAGAGUUGGCAAAAAGCGGCACGAAAUGGCAUUUCUCGCCUCCGGGGGCUCCUCAUAUGAAUGGUUUAGAAGAAUCAGCUGUUAAAUCCGUCAAAUUACAUUUGAAGCGAACAAUCGCAGAUAACAAACUUACGUUUGAGGAGUUAAGUACUUUAUUGGCGCAAAUUGAGGCAUGUGUUAAUUCACGACCAAUGGGGGCACGGAUUACCGUGUUCCAAGCG